Rhipicephalus sanguineus (brown dog tick) is the source of this 1952-nucleotide messenger RNA. RefSeq names its product protein dissatisfaction-like (gene dsf). Gene Ontology annotation, molecular function: nuclear receptor activity; zinc ion binding; RNA polymerase II cis-regulatory region sequence-specific DNA binding. NCBI's taxonomy places the organism in Eukaryota, Metazoa, Arthropoda, Arachnida, Ixodida, Ixodidae. The record is from RefSeq and is a predicted model, not a curated record. Gene Ontology annotation, biological process: anatomical structure development; regulation of transcription by RNA polymerase II; cell differentiation.
CCCCAAGGCUGGUGUGGCGGUUCGGCUUGGCUCUAUCGCGAGUCACUCGGGGCCAUCCGAACCUCGAGUCGCCCUGUCGUGGGAGCGGCUAGACUUUGGAACGUAUGCCUCCGCCUUGGCGACCGUCUCGGAGCUGCCACUGCGGGCCGCUCACCCGUUUCCGGUGCACUGCCCCCUUUCACCGGCCAAUGUCGUCCACUCACACGCUUUGAUGACCUGUACGUGACCGCGGCGCCCUGAAUGUGAAGCUGGUUCACCAGCCAGCGUUUCGUAGCCGACACUGCCUCCGAAAGUCACAGUGUUCGAAAGCCAAGCGCCGCCGACCGGCCCAGAACGCCGCCAACACGGAGGAUUUACGGGUCACAUCGCCGCUGGAGAAUAGAGUUCACUGGCCCUGGGCUCGGCUGGGCCCUCACCUGCCGACCAAAUGUGACUCCACAAUGGAAAAGCGGGAUCGCCUCCUGGACAUUCCUUGUAGAGUCUGCGGCGACAGGAGUUCAGGGAAACACUACGGAAUAUACAGCUGCGACGGUUGCUCGGGCUUCUUCAAGCGCAGCAUCCACCGCAAUCGGGUGUACACGUGCAAGGCCCAGGGCGAGCUGAAGGGAAAGUGCCCCAUCGACAAGACCCACCGGAAUCAGUGUCGGGCUUGCCGGCUAAGACGGUGCUUCGAGGCCAGCAUGAACAAGGACGCAGUACAACACGAGCGUGGGCCCAGGAAACCCAAGAUCAAGGAGGCUGGCGGAGACCCCACAGGACACGGACCCAAGGUGCCGCACUCGGCAGCCGGUGGCGGUGGCCUGUUGCUGUCGGGCUUGUCAUUUCCGGCGGGUAAGCCGCCGCCGCCUCCCGUGCAGCCGCCGAUGUCGGGCCACUUCGACCCUUCGACAGCCGCCAUGGCCGCGGCCCUGUCCUCUUCUCCAGUUGGCGACGGCGCUCCACCCUCUUCGCCAUUGUUCCCCAAGGACGGUUUCAUCGGCUCCGCAGGUCUGCUUCAGAUGCUGCUCAACGCGGAACGCUCCCAGGAGCUUAUCUGGAACAGCGUCAGGAUGGGGGGAGGUGGAGGUGGUGGAGGAACAGCGAUGAACAACAGUUUCGGCGGCGGGCCACCGUCCGGGCUCUCGGCCAAGCUCGGGGCCGAAGGUGGCCUGUCCGCCUUCUCAUUACUUUCAUCCAGCACACAUCCUUUCGGGUCGCUUGAGGAGGCCGCUCUCCGCCAGCGACUGCAGGGCUCCGGGGCGACGCAGCCGUGCCCCUGGGGCAACACUGGGGGAGGAGGGUCUGUGCAAGAAGUCACGGCAAGGCUACUCUUCAUGGUCAUCCGCUGGGUGAAAUGUCUGCCAACGUUUCAGACGCUGUCCAAGAGUGACCAGGUCACCCUGCUGGAGGAGUCGUGGAAGGACCUCUUCCUCCACAUGGCCCAGUGGUCGGUGGCAGCCGAUAUAGUAUCCUCGUUGCCGGGCUCCAAAGGAGGCAACGGCCCUUCUCCCACGGCCGCCAACUCGUUGCGCCUGCACCAGUCCGACCACCUGGAUGGCGCACCGUCGUCGCCGCAGCACGCGGCCGAACUGCACUAUAUCCAGGACGUGAUGCGCCGGUUGAGGCAGCUCUCACCGGAUGACACCGAGUGUAGCUGCCUUAAAGCGGUCGUCCUGUUCAAGCCUGAGACCAUCGGCCUUUGCGACGCACCUGUGGAGAUGCUGCAGGACCAGGCGCAGUGCGUAUUGGGCGACUAUAUUCGCCACAAGCACCCGCGACAGCCCACCCGCUUCGGUCGGCUGCUGCUGCUCCUGCCCAGCCUGCGCGCCGUGUCAGCGGCCACUGUCGAACGACUCUUCCGCGACACCAUCGGCAAUAUUCCCAUCGAACGCAUCCUAGGGGACAUGUACACAUGGAGAAGGUUGACUGAAGGAGACAUUUCACUGUGUGCUGAAAGAGAGUUGCUGGAGUGA